AUGGAGCGCCAAGUAAGCCGCAGCCCCCUGGCUCACCUGUACACGCCAAAGACCUACGUGGCCCACGAUGUCAUCGACGAGGUGACCAAGGCGGCCUUGAUCGGCACGGGCAGCGGCCUCUUCAUUGCCGCACUCAAAAAUGCCCUCUCCAGGCAGAACGUCGGCGCCUGGAGCGUCUUCACCCGCGGGGCUCCUCUCAUCGGCCUUUGCGCCGCCGCCCCGAGCGCGUACGUCUUCUUCUCCCGGACUACCAUGAACCUGCGAGAGAGGGAAGAUAUCUGGGCUACCACGCUCGGUGGUUUCGCCUGCGGUGCCGUCCUCGGUCUUCCCUUCAAGCGUUUCCCCCCCGUUUUCGGCCUCGGUGCCGCCGUCGGUCUCGCCCACGGCCUCUUCUACGUCCUCGGAAACCGUCUCGACUCCUUCAAUCAGGCGGAGGACGAGUUCGAGCGCAAGGAGAUUCUUCGAAGGAACAAGCGCCGCCCGAUCGCCGAGACCAUUGCCGAGGUUGGUGAGGGACGAGGUAUCAUCUCACCUGGCUACGAGGAGCGCAGGAGGGCGCUUAUUAAGGAGAAGUACGGCUUUGAAGUCGACCCGGUCAAGGCCACGGUGGACGGCAGCCAGUAA
Clonostachys rhizophaga is the source of this 624-nucleotide messenger RNA. Lineage: Eukaryota; Fungi; Ascomycota; Sordariomycetes; Hypocreales; Bionectriaceae. The record is from the annotation of a GenBank genome assembly.